Molecule: messenger RNA, 2662 nt
Organism: Nymphalis io (European peacock)
Lineage: Eukaryota; Metazoa; Arthropoda; Insecta; Lepidoptera; Nymphalidae
Exons: 14
Coding region: 115-2538 (807 amino acids)
Biological process (GO): dephosphorylation
Molecular function (GO): phosphatase activity
Source: RefSeq, a predicted model, not a curated record
UGUAAUUGGCAAUACAUAGGUCAUAAAGACUAUGUUUUGCUUUAUUGAAUUAUUUUUCUAAUUAAUGUUAAAAUUUCAUUUUUGACUUAUCUUCGAUUUAAUCUUAAAAUAAAAAUGCUUGUGUUAGCAUUUUUAAUGUUUUCCCUCACUGUAACUUUUGGUGAAAAAACAGUGAAGUAUGCGGCUGUAAUUUAUCGACAUGGUGAUAGAACUCCUGUAAAUCUUUACCCAACCGACCCCUGGCGAAAUGAAUCCCUCUGGCCUGUUAAAUUUGGGCAAUUGACCAAUGUAGGCAAAAGACAACAUUAUGCUCUUGGAAAAUGGCUUAGAAAACGUUACACGCAUUUAAUUUCUAAAAAAUUCGAUCCAUCGGAAGUAUACAUAAGAUCAACAGAUGUUGAUCGUACACUUAUGUCAGCUCAGGCCAAUUUAGCAGGAAUGUACCCUCCCACUGAUACUUCAAUAUGGGAUACAGAUUUGCUUUGGCAGCCUAUACCGGUACACACCAGACCAGAAAAAGAUGAUGAAGUGUUAGCAAUGAAAAGGAAAUGUAUACGUUAUACAAAAGAAAAAGACAAGUAUAUUCAUUCAACACCUUAUAAAGAAAGACUCAGUAAAUAUCAAGGACUAAUGGACUAUUUGGCAGCCUACACAGGCAAGAAAAUUAAGGAUUACUUAGAUAUUAAUGAUGUUUAUAACGUACUCUAUAUUGAAAGUUUAUAUAACUUUACUCUUCCAAAUUGGACUCAAUCUGUCUAUCCAAACAAAUUAAGAGAACCAGCAUGUUACAGUUUUAUGACAUCAACAGCAACACCAAUGAUGGCUCGCCUAAUGGUUGGACCUUUGCUGAAAGAGAUUAUGACAAAAAUAGAUAUGGUGGUAUUAAAAAAGAAACCUAAUCCACUGAAACUGUCAAUAUACAGUGCACAUGACUUUCAAAUUGGAAACAUACUUUCUGCUAUGGGGGUGUUUGACGGCAACUGCCCGGUUUAUACUUCUACUAUAUUUUUUGAGCUCUUACAAGAUAACUCUACCAUGGAAUAUUUUAUACAAAUGUUGUAUAGAAAUUCAACCGAAAUUGUUGAACCAUAUGUUCUGAACAUACCACACUGUGGCGAAAUUUGCUCACUUCAGAGAUUUCUUAAAUUGUAUGAUAAUUUAGUAACCGUUGAUUGGAAUUAUGAAUGUACUAAACAGAUAUCACCAUUGAUAGGAGCAUGUUUUUUUUUGGGAUUAUUUGCUUUUAUAUAUGUAGUUCACAAAAUACAUUUUUCAACAAUAACCACAAAACGAAGAGUUCAAUUUGCAUACACAAGUGUAUACAACCCUACAGCACCUGUACCCGAGAAAAAUAAUGAAAUUAUGUUUGUGCUAGCAAUUUUUAUGUUUUCUCUCGCUAUAACUUUUGGUGAAACAACGGUAAAGUAUGCGGCAAUAAUAUACCAACAUGGGGAUGCCACUCCUGCAAAGCCUUACCCUAGUGACCCCUGGCAAAAUGAAUCCCUCUGGCCUGUUAAAUUUGGGCAACUUACCAAUGUAGGCAAAAGACAACAUUAUGCUCUUGGAAAGUGGCUUAGAAAACGGUAUUCGCAUUUGAUCUCUGAAAAAUUCGACCCUUCUGAAGUAAACGUAAAAUCAACAGAUGUUGAUCGCACACUUAUGUCAGCUCAGGCCAAUUUAGCAGGAAUGUACCCUCCAUUGGGUACUUCUGUAUGGGAUUCAGACUUAAUUUGGCAGCCUAUACCGGUACACACAUUACCAGAACAAGAUGAUGGACUUUUGGCAAUGAAGAAAACAUGUAUGCAUUAUUUAAAAGAGAAAGAAGAGUACACUCAUUCAAGACCUUAUAAAAAAAGGCUUAGUAAAUAUCAAGGACUAAUGGAUUUUUUGACAGCUUAUACUGGCAAGAAAAUUAACGACUUCUUAGAUAUUAGUGAAAUUUACAACAUACUCCUUAUUGAAAGUUCAUAUAACUUUACCCUUCCAAAUUGGACUCAAUCUGUGUAUCCAAGCAAAUUACAAGAACCAGCAUGUUACAGCUUUGCCACACCAACAGCAACACCAAUGAUGGCUCGCCUAAUGGUUGGACCUUUGUUGAAAGAGAUUAUGACAAAUAUGGACAUGGUGGUCUUAGAAAAACCUAAUCCACUGAAACUGUCAAUGUACAGUGCACAUGACUUUCAAAUUGGAAACAUACUUUCUGCUAUGGGUGUGUUUGACGGCAACUGCCCGGUUUAUACUGCUACUAUAUUUUUUGAGCUCUUACAAGAUACCUCUACCAUGGAAUAUUUUAUACAAAUGUUGUAUAGGAAUUCGACAGAAAUCGUUGAACCGUAUGUUCUGAACAUUCCACGUUGCGGCGAAAUUUGCUCAUUGGAUAGAUUUCUUGAGUUAUAUGCUAAUUUGAUAGCUGUUGAUUGGGAUUAUGAUUGUGCACCAAAGGUAUCUGUGAAGUUUCUUUUAUAUCAUACUUUGUUUGUAAUGAAUAUCACUAUCAUUUGCUAUCGUUAUUUCAAGUUUUCUGUCUUUGAUUAUUAAAGAUAUGAAUAAUUAAGAUGAAAUGUCUGAUUAGAAUCGUAUAUAUAUGAAAAAGGGAAGACGAUGCACAUCACGUUUGAUUAAAUAGCAGGAAUAAGAGAAAAAAUAACUUAAAAUUCUUUUA